CAGUUUCACUACAUCUAGUUAUUCUCAUAUAAUACCGUCAAGGAAAAUGGCGGAGGCGGUAAGUUUAGCUGCUGGAACUCUUACUAUUGUCAAUCAUGCCCGUGUGGUCUCAACCUUCUUGUCCGAUCACGAUAAAUCCCAAAACAACCUCUCGGCGGCCGUCAAGCUCGAAAUCGAGAUAUACUCGGAGAUCUUGGAAGAGAUUGGGCAGAUAGCUCUCUCAGGAACUUCUAGACUCCCUCGAAGCGCCACGCUCUCUCUACAGCUUUGCGAACUCCAUCUCUCUAAUGUGGAGAGGAUAAUCCGGCGUAAUGUGGAGAAGAUAACACUUUCAACAGCGAUACGAUGGCCUGAGGCAGGUGACUUGGAAAAACAUCUGGGCAGCUACAGACGCUCCGUCAAGAUAUUGAGGGAUAUCGUCAUGGAUGUCAUAACGCAGGAACUUUUACGAAAGGAUGGAAACGAACGAAGUUCGAGAAUGCACGGAGCCAUACACAUCGAAAAUGUGAUUGAUACGACUCAGGGCACAGAUAUGAUUGAGAAGCAGGUUGAGACCAUCAUCCAGCAGCUAGGUACAAUGUUCAGCUCAGGUGAUGUUCAGACUGGGCCCGUGCACAUCAGCAAUAGGUUCACGGACAGAGCUGUCGCGGGAGAUGGUCUCUCCGAGGACGUCCUGGACAAUUUGAGAAGGGCUGCCGAGGGCAUCAACGCCUCAUCAAGUGCAACCCAGAGUACACCGAAUCCAUUUGAAUUUUACGCACGAAUCCUACGAGACCAGGAACAUAGCGAGGAGGAAUCAAAUGUGUGUGCCAAGUUUGACACUGGGAGUGAAGAUAACUGGAUAUCGGCCGCGAUUGUCAAUCGUGUAGGACUGCACGAUCGGCUCGAACUCACACAGCUAGGCAAGCUCUACACUGGCGCGGAUGGAAACAUGUUCCAGCCGAUGGGGGUCGUUUCUGUACCAUGGACGAGGAACUCGAUCAAGUCAUGGCAGACAGAUUUCUUGGUUCUCGAGAAUGCCCCAUUCGACAUGCUCUUGGGUCGAAAAUUCAUCAUUGAAGAGGGGCUCUUCGUCUUUGCCGAUCCGGUGCUGGUCACUGAUCUAACGAGGCUUGCGCCAUUCUCUAAAGAGGACUACCACAAGAUGGAGCAGAAGCUAAGAGAAAGAGGUGUUCAAAAUGAAGAGCUAUCGAGAACGAGAGAGCUGAAGGAUGCAGCCGCGCGUGAAAGGCGACGCGCAGAAAAAGCGGCUUCGAGAAUGAGUCUUGCUACCUCGAGGAUGAGUGUCAUGACAACGCCUGGCUCAAUGACCCCUGCAUCAUUUCGCCCGACGCCAUCGAUGCAAUCGCAGGCUGACAGCAUGGGCUCCGGAGUAGCGGAUGGAGAUGCCUCGCAAGCUACAAGCGGAGCACAAGAUGAAGAAAAUCAGUCAGUCAGCUUUUGAGCCGGAGAUGCACAUCCGUUGCGGGAAGAUGUCAGCAGCGCGACAUGAGGAAAUCUUGGCUGCGGCAAUGAGGCGAGCUUUGCAGAAGGGCUGAGAGAUUACCAUUUCCAUGGAAAAGGUUCAUAUAUAAUGCUGAAAGGGAAGUUAGAGAGAGUUGGCGCUGGUGAAAGUGGUAAGGAAGUGUGAAAUGUGGGUGGUUGGUAAAGUCAUAGUGGCGGUUUGAAAAUGCGCGAAGUACCGAUUCGAAGGGCUAAAAUCAUAUAUUGAGGCGUAGACAAUUGCAAUCAUCCCGCUUUCUU
Molecule: messenger RNA, 1743 nt
Organism: Cucurbitaria berberidis CBS 394.84
Lineage: Eukaryota; Fungi; Ascomycota; Dothideomycetes; Pleosporales; Cucurbitariaceae
Exons: 3
Coding region: 47-1444 (465 amino acids)
Source: RefSeq, a predicted model, not a curated record